Penicillium daleae is the source of this 375-nucleotide messenger RNA. RefSeq names its product DUF2015 domain-containing protein. The record is from RefSeq and is a predicted model, not a curated record. Bases 1 to 375 code for a protein of 124 amino acids. The transcript is spliced from 2 exons. NCBI's taxonomy places the organism in Eukaryota, Fungi, Ascomycota, Eurotiomycetes, Eurotiales, Aspergillaceae.
AUGACCUAUUUCCUGUUCUACUCCCUUAUACUCUCCGUCAUCAUCGCGGGAACAGCGCUCUAUCUCACCCGAUCACGAUGGAUCAAUCUACUGCCAGUCCCUCAUUACAUCUACCAUCGCCUUCCCUCCAGCUUUACCGCCGACUUGGAAGCCGGCUUGAGUUCCUCGCAAUUCGACAUUACGGCUAAUGUUGCAGAUGGGGAUACCCGAGCUGGAUUGGAUCAAACAGCCAAGCGGGAGAUUCAAAAAAUCAUGAAGCUUCGAAAGGUCAACUUUGAUGAGGCCCGUCGCAUCUACACGGAACAGCGAUUCGCAAAGAACAAUAUUGGCCCCGAUGGUCGACCCCGAGACCCCAAAUUUGUCUCGUUCUCAUGA